AACUGUAAAACAUCUGUCACCCAUUUCCUUCAUGGUUACAUGUACAACCUUGUUGUUUCCUUUCCUUGACUAGAGAGAUCUGCUAGCCAACUAUUAUUAAAACCCCAAACCCCCGCAUCUAUAAAUAAAUACCAUCAUCUUCUUCUUCUCCUCCCAAACACUCACUUACCCAUCCUCAAACAAACACCAAUAGAACAAGAUCAAAAAAGUUACAAAAGAGAGCCAAAGAAAAAUAGUACAAGCCAGUGAUUGAUCAAUCUCUAGCUAUAGCUACCCCUUCAACAAUGGUGAUCAAGAGUGAGCCCAAGAUCCAACCAGAGCCAAACAAAGCAAUACCAUCAACAUCAACAUCAUUGAAAAAGAAGAAGUAUAAGGGAGUGAGAAUGAGAAGCUGGGGUUCAUGGGUAUCUGAGAUAAGGGCACCACAUCAAAAAACAAGAAUAUGGUUAGGCUCUUAUUCCACCCCAGAGGCUGCUGCUAGAGCCUAUGAUGCUGCACUCUUGUGCCUCAAGGGCUCCUCAGCCAAUCUCAACUUCCCAAUCUCCUCCUCCUCCUCUUCCCACCACCACCUCCCUCCUCCAGACACCAUCUUGUCCCCUAAGUCCAUCCAGAGGAUUGCUGCUGCUGCUGCCAAUGGUUUCAAUGACAACAACCCCACCACCACUCCACCACCACCACCACCUCCCUCCUCCACCUCCUCAUCAUCACCAUCAUCUCCAUCUGAUGAUAUGUCAUUUGUAUCAUCAUCGUCAUCAUUAGAUGCCUACACACCUUAUGAUGAGUCUGAUGAACCAAUGUCUCUGAUCACAUCAUCAUCAUGGUACAACUUUGAUUCACCAAAGUACACUGAUAUGCUGAUCAAUGGGACUUUUUUCGAUCCACCCAUGAUUGAGUUUGAAGAUGUCUAUGAAGAAGGAGAUAUUCGGCUUUGGAGCUUUUGCUGAUGAAGAUUCAUCAUCAAUUGAUUCAAUUCAAAUCAAGACAACCCAUCUCUUUAUAUUUAUUAAAUUUGUUUAUUAUUUGGAUGAUCUUCAGUUAAUUGCUUGAAGACAUUGCUGACAGUGACAUAUAUGUGAGUUUUAGGAGCACCAAUUCACAUUUGAGUGAGACAUUUUUUGGACUCACCCAUGUGAAUUUCUAGGUAUUCAAUUUAUUUAUUAUGUAAUAUAUAUAUAUCUAUAUAUAGAAUUGCUGCAAAGUGUGUGUAAUAUUCAUUGUAUUUUCAGUGGUAAUUUGUUGAUUUUUAUUGUAAAUCCUUUGGUAUAAACAUGGUUAUGGUAGGAAAAAUAAGAAAUAA
Camellia sinensis is the source of this 1297-nucleotide messenger RNA. RefSeq names its product Integrase-type DNA-binding superfamily protein. Gene Ontology annotation, biological process: regulation of DNA-templated transcription. Gene Ontology annotation, molecular function: DNA-binding transcription factor activity; DNA binding. The record is from RefSeq and is a predicted model, not a curated record. Lineage: Eukaryota; Viridiplantae; Streptophyta; Magnoliopsida; Ericales; Theaceae.